Molecule: messenger RNA, 5796 nt
Organism: Monopterus albus (swamp eel)
Lineage: Eukaryota; Metazoa; Chordata; Actinopteri; Synbranchiformes; Synbranchidae
Product: semaphorin-4G-like
Exons: 17
Coding region: 760-3456 (898 amino acids)
Biological process (GO): semaphorin-plexin signaling pathway; positive regulation of cell migration; axon guidance
Cellular component (GO): plasma membrane
Molecular function (GO): chemorepellent activity; semaphorin receptor binding
Source: RefSeq, a predicted model, not a curated record
UCCAUGUGUUGUUUUGUUGAUAUGCCGUGAUUUACCGUGGCUUCAGGCAUGUGCCAUUUCAUGUGCCAAAACUAAAUGGAACAAAAACCAAGACCGAGCCAGGGUUGGGAACGCACCCUCAAAUAACUAGUUGAUAAAGACCAGAAGAACAUUGAGGAGUACCCAGAUGCAGGUCCUUCUUUUUACCCCUACAGUGUGUGUUAUACACUAUGCGUCCAUUACUUCCUCAGGCACCAGCCAGCAUGGACCCAAAUGAUAUGGAGUGAACCAGAGGCAUCACACAUGAUUUUAUACAGUGAGGAUACACCCGGAAACAAGUGGUACAGUGAACCAGGAACCGUCUCAUCAACAAAUAACAAUGAGCUGGUUCCAGACCUACCGGAUCCAGAGGCUGGUGGAGAAGACAACGAAGAACUGAGUGUGUGAGGAGGGCGGAACACUUGUGACGGCAGAUCAGUGGAGAGAAGCUCCUAGUAUCUGUGUGUCAUUCACUGGGUGUUUGUGUGUGUGUGUGUGCGCGUGUUUAAAGUCCACUUGGAUUAUACUGAGCUCACGGAAACGUACAUAUCCUUCUCUUCGAGGAAUUUAUACUUCAUUCAGGUUCCUUCAAUCCUCUUGGUAAAGGAGGCUGCCUGCUUGCCCGCCAGUGUUUGCCUGAGUGUGUGGGUGUAUGAAGGGGUGUUUGUGAGUCGGAGGGUGAAAAUGUUUGUGUGAGUGCCAUCGCAUGCAUUUACACCUUACACAGAGAGCGUUUGUCCCAUGAGACGGUUGGCGGAGAUGCAGGGAGCUCGGUCCUGUGUGCCACAGCUCCUGCUGCUGAGCUCCUGUGUGUGUGCGGCUGCCGGCUACCCAUUCAGAACGCCUCUGGACCUGGAUGUGACUCCACGCAUCACAGUGUUGAGCAGUGGUCUCCAGGGCUGCAGGCGUUUCCAGUCCUCUGCAGUCAACUACAGCACCAUGUUGCUGGAGCCUGACAGUGAGCGUCUCUACGUCGGUGCCCGGGGGGCUGUGUUUGCUCUCAAUGCCUCUGACAUCUCAGCCAGCUCUCCUCUCACAAUUGAGUGGGAGGCCUCCCCUGAACAAAAACGUCAGUGUCUGCUCAAGGGAAAAGACAAUAAGACGGAGUGUUUUAAUCACAUCCGCUUCCUCCAGAGGUUCAACUCAAGUCAUCUCUACAUGUGUGGAACUUAUGCCUUCGGACCACUCUGUGCAUACAUUGAUGAGAGGAGGUUUGUGAUGUCAUCUCAGCCUGAGGAGGGCCGAGACAAAUGCCCUUAUGGGCCACUAACAGGCUACACUGGACUCAUCAUAGACCAGCAGAUGUAUACAGCCUCCCAGUAUGAGUUUAGGAGCUUUCCAGAUAUUCGCCGUAACUCUCCAUCUCCCACACUGAAGACAGAAGACGCCCCAACGCGCUGGCUGAAUGAGGCAGACUUUGUGAGUUCGGCACUUGUGAGGGAGAGUUUGGGCGAUGAUGAUAAGAUCUACUUCUUCUUCACUGAGAAGAGCCAGGAACAGACAACAUCCUACAGCCACAGCAGGGUGACACGAGUGGCUCGGGUUUGUAAGGGUGACCGGGGAGGCCGUUUAACUCUUCAGAAACGGUGGACAUCUUUCCUCAAAGCAAGGCUGAUGUGUUCUCUGCCCGAGUAUGACUUCCACUUCAACAUGCUACGCAGCAUGUUCGUUAUGCCUAGCCACACACCACAGGACACGCUCUUCUAUGGCAUCUUCGGCCUGGAGUGGAAAAAAGUAAAGGUGUCUGCGGUGUGUCGGUUCUCUCUGUCUGAUGUCCAAGAUGCCUUUCAAGGUCCCUACAUGGAGAACCAGAACUCUGGCCUUAAGUGGAAGGAAUAUACUGGAAAGAUCCCUGAUCCACGACCUGGAUCGUGUAUAACCAAUGAUCUGAGGGCCAGGGGCAUAAACUUCUCCACCUCCUUACCUGAUGAUGUGCUAGACUUUGUCAGGAGGCAUCCGCUGAUGUCGCAGCAGAUCCAACCUUCAGACAAACGCCCCCUUUUGUUCAGGAGGACCACAGACUACACACGCAUGGCACUACAUAGGAUCCAAGCCUUAGAUGGACAAACAUACCAUGUAUUAUAUAUUGGCACAGAUGAAGGCUGGUUACACAAAGCUGUAGAAGUUAACGGUCAGCUGCACAUUAUUGAAGAGCUUCAACUGUUUGAUGAACCACAGCCUGUUAACAAUCUACUGAUAUCAACAAAACAGAUGAGUGUGUACGUGGGCUCUCCAUCAGGUGUGGUGCAGCUGCCGCUGUCUAACUGCCACAGAUACACCUCCUGCUAUGACUGCAUCUUUGCCAGAGACCCUCACUGUGCUUGGAACAGAGCCCAGUGUGUGGAUGUAAUGGCGCACACAGACAGAUCCACUUUAAUUCAGGACAUCCAGCAGGGCAACAGGGGCUGUGCAGAAAUCUCAUCUGCUGACGUCGUCCUGCGGAGCCGCUCUGUGCGGGUGGGUGAUGACGUGCUGCUGCAGUGUGAGCUCAGCUCCAACCUGGCAACGCCCUUCUGGACUCUGAAUGACAAUGAGCUGCAGGGUUAUGGCCUCAGCUCUGGGUUCAGAACCGGCACCGAUGGCCUGCUGAUCAUCGAGGCCCAGCAGGACCAGAGUGGCCUGUACACCUGCUUCUCUGUUGAGAACAAUAUCAAUGUUGCUGUGGUUGCUUACAAUGUCUCCAUCCGCUUGGAUCUGCCUCCUCCUCCACCUGCUGAGCCAACUGAGGUCCCUUAUAGUCACCCCGUCACUCCUCCAGCACCCACCGAGCAUCCAUCCUCUGAGAGGCCACUCCCACCACCCCCAGGCCCUCUCCUCCCCCGCUCAGAGCUGCUCUCCCCCAGGAGCAUGGAGGCCAUGUACCUGUCCAUCAUCACCAUUCUCGGAGGCCUGUGUGUCGUCCUCACUGUGGUUCUCAUCUAUGUGGGCUUCUGCCUGCGAUUGGGCCACAGAGGGAAGUACUCAUUACGCACCGCAGCUGCUGCCUACCCGAACAAUAAGAGGCACAAGAGAAACAGAAAACAGCACAGAAACUCCUCCCAAAUGGAGCUGAAGACAAUCUCAAGCCACUGUAAUGGCAAUGGCAUUUGUAACGGAGUUUCAAAGCAACAUAACAGCGACAUCCAGGAUGGAGGCUUCCUCCAGAUUGUUCCCGGUGAAGGUCACCCGUCACCCAAUAAGGAAACUCCUCCCCCAGCACCACCUCUCCCUCCCACACUGCAGCUUCCCUCUCCAGGAUAUGAAAUCCCCAAUGGGCUGUCAGCCACGCUGCCUAGUGUUCUAAGGAGGAUAAAUGGGAACAGCUACAUGUUGCUGAGGCAGAGCGAGUCUGAAAACACAUCACCAAACUGCUACUCUUUCGCUGAGGAGCUCAAUAAGAUCUUAGAGAAAAGAAAACACACUCAGUUGCUGCCCAGGCCGGAUGAAAGCUCCGUAUAGAGGGAUGAGAUUCCCCCUGUGGUGGGAAGACUGCUGUGUUUUUACCUGGUGCUGAAGUGCCUGUCAUGUGACUCACUAUUGAGUCUUAUCUACAUUCUUUACUUUGGAUUUUUUUUUCUACAUUAAGAUAUUUCUGCUUUUUGAACUUUUGAGCUGUUUCUCAACCUUAAUUCCCAAAUUUCUCAACACAGCCAACGAAGGCACCAAGCACAAAAUGUUCAAAAUAAAAUGUUCAAAAAAGUGUAAUCUACCUCAUCUCAGUACUGGCCAGGAGGACAUGUUGUCUGCUCCAAGUUUCAGGGCUGAGAUGUCAGCCACAGAAGGAUCUUGAUCCCACAAAGCAGGAUACACAGACUCAGACAAGGAGCAGCACCCCGUGAGAAUAUAAAUACUUGCGAAUGCUUCUGCUGUGGUGAGGCCAUAUUUGGCUCAGUUCAAACUGGAGGGCUGCUAGCCAGAGUUGGUUUGCACUGACGAGUGCGCAGAUGGCCUAUGCAUUUUUAAAACAUGACAUUCACGCAUUUUAAAUAUUGGGAAAACGGACAUGGUGAGCAAGGGAAUUUGGUUUGCUAUGUUUUCACACUUAACGCUGACUUAACCAGCACAGAACAAUAUUCAGUAACUCAUGGUGACUUAUAACACUUUACACCAGUUGGCACACUGGAGUGGUGAACUAAUCAUUAUUUAAUAUUAUUUAUAAUUUGGAGUUAAGUAAUUAACCAUAUUGAAGGUUUCUUAAUUUAUUAGUUUUAUACUUAAUCAUUAACAACACAAUGUAACAAAUGUAAUUAUUGCAAUAUUAAAAUACUCACAUAUACUGUGACACUUAACAAUGUGUUGGUAAUUAUGUAAUUUUUCUUAAAAUAUUUGUAAACACAAAUAAGCUCUGCUUAAAGUCACAGCUCACACCCUGAAUCCAUCAUAUAUGGUUAAAACUGCUGUAUGUUACCACUUUUAUGUUUUAACUCACAUCUGCUACAAAUGUGUAACAAGUGGUCAUUAAACAGGAACUUGCACAGUAUUUAUAGGAUCACACAACAAGGAAAUAGUCCUAUUACUUCCUUGCAAAACUGAAGAAAUAUUAAGUAGUGAUUAUUUCACCAGGUGUUAAUAGACAGCCUGAAGAAAAUAUGACAGUGUUACUGAGUUUUAAUGCACUUUAAAUAUCCAUUUUAAAGAACUUUGGGAAAGUUAUUGAAUGCUAUUAUGAAAUUUGACACUGCAACCUGUUAAGAACCAGCGGGACAGAGGAGCUUUUUGAUUGACCGUUUCUCAGCAUGAAGAGCUGCAGCAGCGAAGGCCACCGCUGCGUCUGCUGGACCUUGUUUGAAACAAGAGGAGUAGAAGGAAAACAUUGACUGCGUCUUGGCAGAGCUUGACUCUGCUGCUGAGUGAUGCACUGCAUGAGACCGUAACAUGGAGCGACAGAUUGUGGAGCACAUCCAAAAACAUCCAAGGUCUGAUGAGCACAGGUCAGUCUGAAUCUCUCUUAAUUUUAUUCCUGGGGACACAAUCUCCCAACCAGCGUCAGAUGGCAGGACCAGCUGCAAAGAUGUCCUUUUAAUGAGCAGUGAAAUUAAAUUCACCAUCAUCAGUGGUCAGCGAAGCCAGAGGAGAAAGAGGCUGGACACAGCCUACAGUCUGAGUCUGCGCCUAAAACACAGCUCCGCUUCCCGCUGCAGAGCUUCAGACAGCAGCUUGUUGUGUGAAGACAGCGUCCUUGUCUCUGUUUAAUGCAAACUUCCUAGGCCUAGCUCUACGUAUAAUGACCUUUUUCUCACACUGGCUGCAUGAAUUAUGUUUCAACACUGCUGUAUUUUCUUUAAGCAAGCAACAAAGACAGCUCAUCUUUAAUGAAAAGUGCCAAGGUUGAUGUUGAAAAAGUGCUUUUUGAGCCCAUUUUAUUACAAAACCAGAAGAAAGUGAGUUUUUAAAAAAGAGUCAUGCUUAUUUUGUGGUUUUUGUACAUUGUGUUUUGGAAGUUACUGUCAAUGUUGCUGUUGAAUUGCCACUUGUGAGACACACAUCUGACAAAUAGGAUGGUCACAGUUUGCCUGUGUUGCACCAAAUGUGUUAAUAGAAGCAUGGUAGCCAAAAGCAUGCACAGGUUGUACCAGCACCACAGAAUUUAGUAUUAAUAACCUACUAUUGGGAGGAAAAUACACCACUUUACCUGUUCACUAUGACCCAUUAAUUAUGGAUUAUUCCGCUCUUGUUUCACUGUUUGCAUGUUACACCAUGUUUGUGCAUAAAGCAAAUCAACUUAUUUUACUCAGCUAACACAAAGAGCAACAGGGCAGUGUGUUCCUUCACAUUCCAGUGAUAAUAAAACUUUGUACU